UGGAAAAAAGCGAUGGCAAAGCGGUCUUUGGUCAGUCCUCUCCAUCUGGAUGUAAUGGACAGGAGGAAAGGUAAAGGAUGGAACCAUCGCUGGCCGCCGGCCCUUCUUUGGGUGGUGGUAUUGACGGUCUUUUUUCUGUCAUACGUGAUGGUUCGCAUUCAUGUCAGCCCCUUUAUCGAUCGCCACUAUGAUUGGGAAGGGGUCGGAGGGGAAGAUGGUGCGGUGGCUAUGGGUGAAGAAUCUCCUGGAGGGCAAGAAGAUGAUGUGGUGGAAGAAACUCCUGAAGCUACGGGACAAGAAACUCCGACUCAAGAGUCUCCUGAAGCAGGACAAGAACCACCGGGGGGAGGAACUGCUGGAGGACAAGAAGCUGUGGGCGAAGGGCGUCGUAGAGUUUCUAGAGAAGAAUCGAAAUUGGGAUACUCUCCCUCUCAUCAUAAAGAUGAUGAUGAUGAUGGUGAUGAUGGCGAUGGCGAUGAUGGUGAUAAUGAUGUUCGGCGAGAUUCGCUGACGAGAGGAAAGACGGAUCCGAACAAUCAGCCUUCAGAAGUUGUCUCUGAUGAGGACCUGUCAAAAGGGGGAGACGAUAUGGCUAAAGGACGAGAUAUCAUAAUCGAGCGUAGGAGGAUGAAAGAGGAGGUUGUGGAGGAGGAGAGAAGGGGGGGGGAGGAGGAGGAGGGCAAAAAGGAGGAGGAGGAGGAGGAGAGGGAACGGAAGGAGGACAAAAGGCACCAUACUAGGGUCAUUGAUCCGGUGUUUGGUGAAAGACGACUGCUGAGAAGUUAUGAAGACUUGGUGGCGUACUCGAAAGAGAAUGGAUGGCUUGACAACUCGUCAUCCUCUGCAACGAAAGGAGAUGGAAUCGAGUUGAAGGACCUAUCACUCACCCCUGAGGAGCUUGGUUGGGCAAACGAUCCUCCCUCUUAUCGAUGGAAGGAUGCAUCGGGCGUUUUCCACCUUCAGGAGCUGGCGAUGUGCUUGUUAUGUGGCAGCGAAACACUCUAUAGACUAAGUAUGAGGGAUGAUCUGGUCUGCAGGAACAGCGAACCGCGGUCGUUCCUAUUCUGCACAGGAUGGAACCCAACGGAGAGCCAAUGCUACGCGAACUCGGACUUGGCCAAAAAGGAGGCGAACAGAACUGGGGGAUACUAUAAAAGGAGAAUGGGUGCGAAAUCUCACAAUCCAUUCAUUGCAACCUUUCGAGGGAGUGUGUAUGUUUCAUUGAACGGGCAAGUGUACACGGAUGAAUACGUGUUCGAUCCAAGAGGCACAUGCCCGCGAGCGCCUUUUCCCCCCAUCAAGCCAGAGUCCGCUCGGGCUCAAAAUCACCACAAGAAGGUGUAUGUGGUGGACCAUAUAUGGCCAGGAUUUCACCACGACCUGUCGGAGAUGGCCCCCCAAAUUAUGCCCUUUUAUGACGAGCUUCUGGCCGACCCCUCCAUCGUGAUCCACACAACAAGCUUAAUGUCUUUCGUUACAGGCGUUGGCAUUGGCAUGCCAUCCACACCCUCCCAGGAUAUCAUCGAGGAGCUCGGAAUCAAUAGAAGUCGACUCAUUGCAGGUGAUGUCCACGCCGAUGAGGUUGUUGUCGCCGACACGCCCUGCGGUAUACCUGAAUGGCUGUACAAAGUUUAUGCGACCCGGCUGGGCAAAGUGAUGCGGGAGCGCGCUCUUGACUCUGAGACUCCCCCUGUUCCAACCAACCGCACUCAUUCGACUCUGACGGCAAUCGUUAGGGCCAAAAAGGAGGCACAGGACAUGAUGGAGAUUCCCCGUGACGCCCUUGAGACACAACUGAGGAGUGAGAAGAGUAACUUGAGUAAGAGUGACAAUGACGGUGACAACGAUGCGGCAGUUGCGUCGUCAUCAACAUAUCGUGGUGGUAAUAAGGCGGAAGAGCAAAACACGGCAACCGGAAAAGGAACGAUGCUCGUAAUACGCCGCUCCCAGAAGCGGUUCGUCGAUAACCACGACGAACUGAUGUCGGCUCUUACAGACGCCUUCGGAAACCAUCCGACCCUUAAGCUGGAGGUGUAUGAUGAGAGACUUGUCACUGGUCAGCGGGCGAUAUGGCAGCAGUUUGCGAAAGCGGACAUAGUCAUCGCUCCUCACGGUGCCGGCUUGACGAACAUGUUGGUGAUGAAGAGAGGUGGGGUGGUGUACGAGUUCUUGCAGCCGAUCGGUGCAAAGAUCGAUCCCGCGCAUCUAAACUGCUGCCUGAGGGACUUGGCACUCACUCUUGGCUUGGAUUAUUUCUCAGAUUUCCCUGUCAAAUGGCAAGACCCUUACGUCGAUUUCGACAUGGACCAGGAGCGAUGGAUCAGUUACCCCUCGCACAUGACCGUCAACGUGUCCAGAGCGGUGGCGUUCCUUAACAAGGCACUGCACGACAAGGGAUGGCUGUGAGCACACACACCUCUUGACCUGUUGACAUGACUCGCGUGACACCUCCAUCCCAGGACCGCUACAGUUUUGCCUA
This is a messenger RNA of Chara braunii, 2479 nucleotides long. The record is from the annotation of a GenBank genome assembly. Lineage: Eukaryota; Viridiplantae; Streptophyta; Charophyceae; Charales; Characeae.